AUGGCUGACGCCCUACCUUCCCCGCCGUUUAUUGACAUAGCUGGAAUUCACAACUUCCGUGGCAUAGGCGGCGAACAUGCCGGUCCCGGCCUUGUUUACCGCUCUGCCGACCCCAGUAAAGCGACUAGAACGGGCCUCCAAAAGAUGAGCCAGGAUCUAGGCAUACGAACAGUCUUCGACCUACGUUCCGCGCCAGAAAUAAGGCGAGAGGUCAAAGAAUGGGCCAACGUUGCGGUAGACGAUCCUGAAGUCUUCAAAGAGUACGGCAUCACCCGUGAGUGGGUGCCCGUUUUUGCAGAGAAGGACUAUGGCCCGGAGCAGGUCGCCAUCAGAUACAAAGAGUAUACGCGGUCGGGAUCGGAAGGCUUCGUGAAAGCGUACCAUGACAUCCUCAUCUCAGGCGCGAAGUCCUACAGCAAGAUCUUCCGGUACAUGGCACAGGACAAGCCUAGUCCGCUUCUGGUGCAUUGCACGGCUGGGAAAGAUCGCACGGGAGUGUUCAUUGCGCUCUUGUUCAUGUUGACCGGUGCUUCGGACGAUGAGAUUGCGCGAGAGUACAGUCUCACCGACCUUGGGUUGAAGGAGCUGAAGCCGGUGUUCAUUGAGCGCAUCCUGCAAAAUCCGGCAGUUGGGGCCAACCGGGCGGGCGUAGAAAAUAUGGUCAGCAGCAAGAAGGAGAACAUGCUGGCAACGCUACAAAUGAUUCGUAAGGACUUCGGCAGUGCGGAGGCGUACAUGAAGAAGUAUUGCGGUUUAAGUGAUACCGAGAUCGACAAGGUGCGCAGGAACGUUACGGAAGGCGCCCUGGUGAGCAUGGGUAAAGUAUAGCCUUCAGGUUGCGUCUUCUCAUCCCGCAGGAUAGAGCU
This is a messenger RNA of Baudoinia panamericana UAMH 10762, 866 nucleotides long. RefSeq lists its product as uncharacterized. Bases 1 to 828 code for a protein of 275 amino acids. Lineage: Eukaryota; Fungi; Ascomycota; Dothideomycetes; Mycosphaerellales; Teratosphaeriaceae. Gene Ontology annotation, biological process: dephosphorylation. Gene Ontology annotation, molecular function: phosphoprotein phosphatase activity. The record is from RefSeq and is a predicted model, not a curated record. The transcript has 2 exons.